AUGGCGGCGGCUCAUCAACCUAAAGAGGAAAACUCUUGUGAGAAUGAGUCUGACACCAGUGAAAAGUUUGACAGUGAGGGACAAUCAGAUGACGAAGAAUCAGAAGAUGGACAAUCAGAUGACGAACAAGCUGAUGACGGACACUCAGGUGUAAAAGUUCCUCGUCAGGGGAAAGAGCCCUGCAAGUAUUACAACAGUGGUGGCUGUCGGGAUGGUGGUAGUUGCUCUUACCCUCACGUCUGCAAGUAUGCCGUGAAAGGAAACUGUCGCUACGGGUCCGGCUGUAAGCUGAACCACCCCAGAGGUGGAAGGGCGUCCUCUGGUUCAAGCAACAGGACUUCAGGACAUUCAACAUCAAGUGGCCCAAAGCUUACUGAUGGCCGGUGCUACCAGUGGCAGCUGAAAGGUGGAAAAGACUGGCUUGAUAUUGAUAAUGAUCACAUUAUCGAGGCCCAGUACUCGCUGCCCCACACCAAAAGCAUUAAAAUCUACGGCACACCUUAUGGGGCAAUAAGUAUAGAUUUAAACAGGAUGAGAGUGUAUGGAAAGAGUCUGAGUGUGAGACGCUUGGAUGAUGGAAAAUCUGUGUGGAUGUGGUACUGCAGCUUGCGCCGGAAGUGGAUCAAGUAUGGAGACAAGGAUUCAAAGGGCAACAUCAGCCCUGUGAAGAGCUCUGACAUAGAGAGCAAGUUCCAAAGUAACCCAACAGGCUCUUUUACCUUCAACAUUGGCGCUGACACCUUUGAGAUCAGAUUCAAAGACAUGCAACAGGUGUGUAAACAGACAAUGAGGAAAGUUACUCGCCGCCCAGUGUACCGACAAAAGCAAGCAGGAGGAGGGGCUUCUCAUGCAGUCCAAGCAUUGCACAGUCUUUCUCUGGGCACCACACCACAGUGGCAGUUUGAGGGAGACGGUGGAACAUGGCACGAGUUCAAACACAGGAUGGGCACUAAAACUGAAAGCUCGGUAACCAGUGAUGACAUUGAGAAGAAGUACCAGCAAAACCACUGCGACAGCAUUAUCUUCAAAGUGAAUGGAAAUUCAUACAAGCUGGACCUUGGAGCGAUGAUUCAAACCAACCUCAAAACCAACCGAAAACGCAAAAUCAGACGUGUGCUGGUAUGAACAAUAAAGGGGAUUUCGAAGACCUCAAGAAGAAAGUCUACAAACAAUUGUGCAAUAAUAGCAUACAUUAUACAACUAAUCGGUGCUUCAUGCACGGGGAAGAAGUUUGACUUCAGUGCUUUCUGGCAGAAAUGCUUUCUGCAUUUCUCACUAAACCUAACCAAGUGUCUAAACCAAGUAGGUUCUAAUAGUUUUUAAUUGAAUUGGUUCUACAUCUGUGUUUACAUUAGAAAGGUGUUCAGGAUACUGAUUAUUUUUGUGAUUUUUUAAAAACAUGGUUGCCAUAGGGUAUUGUGUCAAAGGGCUUUGAAGUUCACCAACUGGGUACUUAAAUUCUAACUGAUGAACUUGAACUCAGAUUAUGUAAUGUAAACUUGCCUUUAACAAAAUUAUUUGUAAUGUAAUGACUUACUGCACACUGCCUACCGGGGGGAUGCAAUUGUUGUUUUGUUGGCAAAAAUGAAGAAGAGGGGAUUUGGAAGACCUAAUGAAUGAACUAUUGUGCAAUAAUAGCAUACAUUUUACAAUAAGUAAUCUGUGCUUUUUGCAGUGGAAAAAGUUUGCCUUUAGGGUUUCUGCGUUUCUUUUUUCCGAAACCUAACGAAGUGGUUUUGGUGCCUAAACCUUGCCAAGUUAGUUAGUUAGUUAGUUAGUUAGUUGAUUUGGUUCUGUAGCUGUGUUUAAAUUAGAAAGGUGUUCAGUAUAAGGUGAAAUUAUACUAAUGAUGAUUGUUGUGGUUUUAAAAAAUGUGGUUGCCAUAGGGGAUUGUGUCAAAGGGCUUUGAGGUUUACCAACCUGCACCUAAAUUCUGCAUGACGAACUUGCACUCCAAGUAUGUAAUGUAAACCUGCCUUUUACCAAAUUAUUUGUAAUGUAAUGACUUACUGCACACUGCCUACCGGGGGGAUGCAAUUGUUUUGUUGGUAAAUCUGAAGAAGAAUUUAAGAUAUGGAACAAACAACUGAUGACACAAAUAGCUGAUGUUAUGUUGUAGCAUAUCUACAUACGGCCUUCGGAUGUAAUAGAAUUGAACAAUUUAGAUGAAUUCUAAUGCAAUUUCAAGUCCAUUUCUAAACAGCAUUAUGCUGUGUAUGCACAUUACCUUUGAAGUGUUUAACAUGACCCAGUUACAUGGUUACAUUAUGCAAUAAUGAUCUGUAAUUCUUCGGGUAAUUUAUAUAAUGUUUUCCUCAUGAUUAGACGUCAAGUCUGGGAUCUUCAGUUUAAUUCUACUUCAUACUUAUUCUCUUUUGUACAAAUGUACCAGAGAUCAUAAUAAAUAUCCUGUAAUCGGAAUUGAAAAUUAUCAUUUUUAGCAAAUAAAA
Molecule: messenger RNA, 2450 nt
Organism: Micropterus dolomieu (smallmouth bass)
Lineage: Eukaryota; Metazoa; Chordata; Actinopteri; Centrarchiformes; Centrarchidae
Exons: 11
Coding region: 1-1125 (374 amino acids)
Molecular function (GO): metal ion binding
Source: RefSeq, a predicted model, not a curated record